AUGAAGAAGAAGGAGAUUGCUAGUCUCUACGUAUGCGAACUCUUUGUAACAUAUAUACCAUGCGCCUCGGCCUUUCCCCACGUCAACGCGGUCCAGACGGCGCUCAUGCUCCUGGCGGGCGUCGUGACGAUCAUCCCGCUGCUCUUCUUUUCAUCGGCGGCGCAACGCAUUCCGCUGAGUCUGCUCGGCGUCAUUCAAUACGUGUGUCCGAGUCUCCAGUUUCUCGUCGGUGUGCUCCUCUACCACGAGCCGUUCUCGACGUACAAGCUAAUCGGGUUCAUCUUGGUGUGGCUGGCGCUCCUGCUCUUUACAGCCGAAGGCAUUUGGUCGCACCAUCGCAGCUCGAAAGCGGCCAUCCAAGAACCGAGUGCAAGCCACGUGGAGAUGCCGACGCGGCAUUGCCGGUGCGAGGUCGCUAGGGUACAGACCUCGGUGUGA
Saprolegnia parasitica CBS 223.65 is the source of this 438-nucleotide messenger RNA. RefSeq lists its product as hypothetical. Lineage: Eukaryota; Oomycota; Saprolegniomycetes; Saprolegniales; Saprolegniaceae. The record is from RefSeq and is a predicted model, not a curated record. The transcript has a single exon. The coding region runs from base 1 to 438 and encodes 145 amino acids.